This is a messenger RNA of Aspergillus calidoustus, 2283 nucleotides long. NCBI's taxonomy places the organism in Eukaryota, Fungi, Ascomycota, Eurotiomycetes, Eurotiales, Aspergillaceae. The record is from the annotation of a GenBank genome assembly.
AUGUUACCGAACAGUCAGGCCCAAACUCCAACGACGCGAGUCACUUCGCAGUCUGUUGUCCCACGCGACAUUACAGAGAAAUUCACACAAGCUGCAUCAAGAUUAAAAACAGGGCAGCUUGUUAAGGAUGAAUACUUUACGCUUUUCGAGGCAGUGGGUGCAUUGGAGAUCAUGGACUCGAAAAUGGAUAGCGGAUACCUGGGCCCCGAGGAAGACGAGCAAACUCUAGAUGACGACUACGAUGUCUUGCGCGACCUGACUCCCGAACAAGUAGUAGGAAUCAUGGAUGAGUUACUGUGCCAUGAGAUGGCAUGGCAUAUGGGGCACCCUCUUUCGCAAACCCUCUUCACGUCGCUAUACCUCGAUAAGCUCCUCUGGCCUGUGCCGAGGAUUUUUGAAGACACCCAUUUUGGACGCGGAAGGGGUCCCGGUGAGGAAGCCGGGUCAGAGUUGGUACAUAUAGUGCUGCGUUCGUACUGCCUUGGACUAGUCAAGUGCUGCGACUUUGUGCAUACGCGAGUGACUGCUGAAUUCUUUUACGAGGAAGAAGACUUCAGCACGCAGCUGUAUAACCGCUCAUUAUUAUCACAUUUUGAGUACGGACUUUUCUGCAACCUUUUGGACAGGGCGAUUUCCUGGAUCGAUGAUCAACCUACAGUAGACGAAACUGUGAAAAAUGCGAUAAGGGCGCGGCUAGAGUUCAGAUUGAAGUUUCUCUUGGGGCUACAGCAGGAUAUCAACAUCAUGCAGACAAGAUCGGUUGAUCACUUUGAGGCCUGCUUGUCGCUAUUACCCACUUUGCAACAGUCCAGCCGCGCAGGCCAACCCGUGUCUGAAGCCUUUAGCUGGAAGAUACAACGAAAAUUGGCCAGCACGGUACCUCCGCGGCCAAUGGUAACGAUCAGCCUGGAAGAUGCGCUGGCGCAUCUCAAGCGGCUAUUCCAGGAUGGGAUCCAUCUCAGUCAGGUUCUUGACUACCAAGGCCCAUACAACCUCAGGGUGGCUAUCUGGACUUUUCUCUCGCGAAAACCCCAACCUUUGGUCUAUAUCCGAUCCCUAACUCAAACCAUUAUCAUGAACAAAUCGAUCAUCCUCGGGACCAUUCCAGUGAAACAGUUUCUCUAUGACGAGUUGGCGUCCCUUGUUUUACCCUCAAGUAUUCUGCUUGAGGCAAAUCUUGAUGAAACCGAAAUGCCUUCCGAUCCUCGCUUCCAAAUUGCUCAGCUGAUGGAUGGCUUCGUGCGACGCUUCUCUCAGCCGUUUGUAGAUACUUUCCGGAGUGCCUGCCUCAACCGCUGUCGUAUUCGCCGGACCGUAUGCCAUACCAUUGUGGACUGGGAUAAUCUGCAAAUGGAGGCCGAGGAUCUCGACGAGCAGCUUCGUGUUUUGAGUGGAGAACCUCCAUUAGAGCUUCCAAACGGCGAUACGACAUACGCAUACCCGCUUAGCAGCUGGACUUACCACCAGAAGCUCAUUCAGUUCCGCCUCAUCCUUCAACUCGGAUUUGAACUUUCCAUCUAUGCGCCAGAAGAGCUCCCGGGAAUGUACUGGUACCUGUCCCAUAUCUGCUCAACACACCUGGGCCACAUUGAUCGAAUCCGCACAUUCAUCGUUUCCGCUGCGCAACGGAGUCGACUAUCCUCAGCAAAACGCGCCCUGCUACGAAAGUCGUUUCUCCUCUUCGACCGACUCACCACGCAGAUUAUCGCCAUUGACGCGUUCGCAAUAUCCUUACACGCCCUCUACGUCCUCCUAUCCCGUCACAAAAUCCUCCCAACCGCCUCCUCACCGCAAGCCUACUCCAACGAUAAAUUCCGCUACGAGCUUCGUAUGAAACCAUUCCUGAGUAUCACCCUCCCCGAGCUUGUCCCCUACGAUGAAUAUUACCGCGAAGCAACUCUUCAAGGCGACAGCGACGAGAUCGUCCUGGAACGCGCAACAAAGGCGAUCGGCGAGGCUCGAAAGGCCUGGGAAGCAACGCUCGCCAACGGGCCCUUCCUGGAAGAUCCCGACGGCGAAAAGCUCGCUGCCCCGGCCCUCGCAGAGGACUGGACCCGCGAUGUGAAGGAUACAAUGCGAGCUUGUAUCGGUGCAAGCAUUGCCAUCGAAAGCGUGAAGAAGGCAAUUCUCGCUCGCGGCUCUCCCACGCAAGACACUGAAACACUGCCGCCACUGAACCUAAAAGCCAAUAUUCCGGAGGCAGGGGAGAAGGGUCGCUGGCAUGACUGGUGGGUGGUGCCUCAGGUGCUGCAGGUGCAAGCGCAGCCAAAGGCCAAGAAUUGA